Penicillium malachiteum is the source of this 2883-nucleotide messenger RNA. Its product is annotated as putative AP-3 complex subunit delta. NCBI's taxonomy places the organism in Eukaryota, Fungi, Ascomycota, Eurotiomycetes, Eurotiales, Aspergillaceae. The annotation marks the transcript as partial. Gene Ontology annotation, cellular component: membrane coat; endosome membrane; AP-3 adaptor complex. The record is from RefSeq and is a predicted model, not a curated record. The transcript is spliced from 5 exons. Gene Ontology annotation, biological process: Golgi to vacuole transport; protein targeting to vacuole.
UUCGAAAAGUCGCUCUAUGACCUGAUUAAAGGUCUUCGAAAUCAUAAAGGUGGUGAAGAUGAGUACGUCCAGAGCUGUUUGCGUGAAUGCAAGGCAGAGAUCAAGUCGCAGGAUACCGACAAGAAGGCAACGGCACUUUUGAAACUCAUUUAUCUCGAGAUGUUUGGGUAUGAUAUGUCUUGGGCAUCCUUCCACGUCCUGGAGGUCAUGUCAUCCGCAAAGUACCUCCAGAAGCGCGUAGGAUACCUCGGUGCUGUUCAAAGCUUCCGACCGGAUACUGAGGUUCUCAUGCUAGCAACAAAUAUGCUGAAGAAGGACAUUGUGUCCCCCAAUAUCCCCUCCUUGUCUCUCCCAUUGGCUACCCUGCCACAUAUAGUCACACAUUCGCUUGCUAUGUCUCUGCUGCCGGAUAUACUCUCUCGACUCUCUCACUCAAGCGCGGUCGUGCGGAAGAAAACCAUCGUGUGCCUCUACCGACUGGCUCUAGUAUACCCCGAGGCAUUGAAGUUGGCAUGGCCAAAGAUUAAGGAUCAUCUCAUGGAUGAACAGGAAGAUAGCAGUGUUACUACAGCGGCGAUCAAUGUCGUCUGUGAACUUGGAUGGAGGCGACCCCAUGAUUUUCUGCCCAUGGCCCCAAGAUUCUUCGAGUUGCUGGUGGACAGUGGUAAUAAUUGGAUGGCUAUAAAAAUCAUCAAGUUGUUUGCAACAUUAACUCCACUAGAGCCGCGGCUGACUCGCAAGCUCCUUCGUCCAUUGACAACCAUUAUUCAAACUACAACAGCAAUGUCACUACUUUAUGAAUGCAUAAAUGGCAUUAUCCAAGGUGGCAUCUUGGAUAGCGAGGAAAAUUCACAAGAGAGGGAUGAAGUGGCGGCUCUUUGUGUUGGGAAGCUACGAGGAAUGAUUGUCAUGGACUCCGAUCCUAACUUGAAAUAUGUGGCUCUCCUUGCAUUAAACCGCAUUGUUACAACACAUGCUUUUCUAGUUUCUAUGCAACAGGAUGUCAUUAUGGAUUGUCUAGAUGAUCCAGAUGUUUCCAUUCGGCUUCAGGCUCUAGAACUAGCAGCUGGAAUGGUAACCAGUGAUACUCUCCAGAUGGUUGUGAACCGUCUCAUCAAUCAACUUCAAUUGGCCUCGUCGCGAGAUAUUCCGGAUCUCGAAGCAACACCGUCAGACAACGGAGAGGAAUACGAGAACUUGAAAAGCUCGGAACAUGCCACUGAUGCUCUCAACAUGCCCAACGACUAUCGAUCCGAGGUCAUCCACCGUAUUCUAGAUAUGUGUGCUCAGAACAAUUAUUCUGAACUCGUUGAUUUUGAGUGGUAUGUUCACAUUCUAAUUCAGCUGGUCAAGCUUCUCCCGCCAUCAGAUACAGAUGAGAAUUGGUCCGAAUCAGCUAUUGGAGAAGGUCCGAAUGGACCGAAGACUACUGUCGCAUUCCGUAUCGGGUCAGAAAUCCGGAAUGUUGCUGUGCGUGUGAAGGGGGUACGCCCAGAGGCUACCCGAGCAGCGGAGUCACUUUUACUCAUUGACAAUAAGUCAACGCUCUUCCCUGCAUCGUCGAAUGCUGGGGUUGAUGUUUUGGGUCCUGUAGCAUGGGUCUCGGGAGAAUUUGCAGAAUAUCUACAGUCCCCAAGUCGAACUCUCCAGUCUCUGAUCGACCCGUCCACGGUCUCCCUUCCUCCAAGCACACUUCAGCUGUUUUUGCAGGCUAUCCCUAAGGUCCUCAUUCGCGUGAAUCGGUCUCACAGAACUCAGGAGACAUGGAGGAACGAGAUGUCUUUUCUCUUGAUGCGGGUGGUAUCUUUCCUGGAUACCCUAGCCGCCCACCCGGACUUGGAUGUACAAGAACGAGCCAUCGAAUUUUUGGAAAUUCUUCGCUUAGGCGCUGAAUCCCUGAAAUCCGAAUCCGAAGGAGUGCCGUUCCUGUUGGCUUCUGUCAUUCCAAAUUUAUUCACCGGGUUGGACCUCAAUCCAGUCGCAGUUAGUGCUCAGAAAAGGGUCGUGCUGCCUGCAGAGCUCCGCUUAGAUGAACCUUUUCAUGAUAAUCUUCCAGGUCUCUUCCAGGAAAUGGACAGCUACCUGGUCGAUACAACCAAACAUCAUGCUAUUCAGCAGUUCUACUACGAUGCAGAUCUCGUCCCGCCUUCCCACAAGUUACCCCCUGCACACACACUGCUAGCACCAGCUGGAUUGCAACCGGAUUCCUAUCAAAACAGCUAUGGUGGUGCAGCCGAUCCCCCCAAUGCCUCAGAUAAGAGGAAAGUGGAUCGGAGAGAGCGUUAUCGGGAUGACCCGUUCUAUAUCGCCUCUAUGGAUGCCUACUCGGGGGUAUCUACACCACAUCGUGAUGUUCGUUCCUCCAGUGGCGAUUCAUUGGACAUUGAUUCAAUCCCUAUUGUCGAUUUAAAGCUGGGAGGCGAGUCUUUCGAAAGAACAAGUGUCAAUAUUCAGAGCCACCACCGCACACAGGCUACUGCACGCAUGGAGGUUGCAGCAGAUGAAACACUUGGGCCUGAAGGACCGUCUUUAUCUGGAUCUGCUGGAACACCAGGCUUCAAACGAUCACUUCUACAGGUGGAUUCUAGUGGACUUGGGGAUUUUUUGUUAGAGUCGACAGAGGGUGAAUCGAAUUCUAUCUUAACUAGGGAUGGAGGGGAUGCGGAAAUGACCAAAGCCAUGCAAAGUAUGGAACAGGUGCGUCUACGUAUGCAACGGGCCUCCGAGCGAAUUCAACCCGAGGGAAUUCCUGUCGAGGGGACUCUUGUGAAGAAGAAGAAGAAAGCUAAAAAGGCCCCCGAUGCUACUCAAUCUGGAGAAAAUGUGGAAAAGAAGAAGAAGAAGAAGAGGGAUCCGGAGUCGAAAAUAGACGUAUUGAAAUAA